AUGUCGAAACAGACCAAAUUCCCGAUGGGGAUCGACUCGAAAAAGAUUAGUGGUGAGCUAUUCACCCUUACGUAUGGCGCUUUGGUGGCGGAACUACUUCGGGAUUUAGAAAGCCCUCUGGCGGUUAACCGACAAUUGGACAAAAUGGGCUAUAAUAUAGGAUUACGAUUAGCCGAUGAUUUAUUAGCAAAAAAUUCUCAAAUUCAGCGUUGUACAGAUAUGCAUCAAGUUGCAGAUGUGCUCGCAAAAGUCGCUCUUCGCAGUUAUCUGGGAGUAACCGCGCAAGUGUCAAAUUGGAAUGCUCGUAAUGACGAAUUCUCGCUUGUCCUUGAAUCAAAUCCUUUAGCAGAAUUUGUUGAAGUCCCACCUGAAUUAGCACAAGAUCUUAGGUAUUCACAAAUACUUUGUGGGGCAAUACGAGGAGCUUUGGAAAUGAUGCACAUGGAAGUGCAAACAUUUAUUCUGCAGGAACACAGUCAGAGUGUUGAGAUUAGAGUAAAAUUCAUUCGAAUACUGGAAGAAUCAGUCCCACCAGGAGAUGAUUAG
This is a messenger RNA of Brugia malayi, 546 nucleotides long. RefSeq names its product trappc3-prov protein, putative (gene Bma-trpp-3). The coding region runs from base 1 to 546 and encodes 181 amino acids. Gene Ontology annotation, cellular component: cytosol; TRAPP complex; cis-Golgi network membrane. The transcript is spliced from 5 exons. Lineage: Eukaryota; Metazoa; Nematoda; Chromadorea; Rhabditida; Onchocercidae. Gene Ontology annotation, biological process: intra-Golgi vesicle-mediated transport; endoplasmic reticulum to Golgi vesicle-mediated transport. The record is from RefSeq and is a predicted model, not a curated record.